AUGACCAUUCCCAACGCCCCCCAGUACGUGACCAAAGACACUCCUCUCGAGGAGAUCAUCGCCCUCAUGAAGCGCGACGGCGCCGUCUUCGUCCGAGGCUUCGUCUCCCCCACGGACGUCGACAAAGCAUACGAGGAAGUCCGACCUCGUCUCGACAAAAGCGCCGCAUGGAAGGGCUCAUUCUUCCCCGAGGAGACGCAGAAAGCCCCGAACCUGAUCUCGCUCAGUCCCACGUACACGCGCACGCAGAUGAUGCACCCGCUCUUCCAGCAGCUGUGCGACCACUUCCUCGUCACCCGCAGCUGGAACUGGUGGGGCGACAAGUGGUCCGAGUCCGUGUCGCGCCCGUACCUCACGUCCACCGUCGCGCUGAGGGUCGGGCCCGGCGCGAAGCCCCAGCCGCUGCAUCGCGACGACUACGUCCACCACAAUGUCAUCGCUGAGGCUGCUGAGUUCGACUACCGCUCGCAGAUUGGCAUUAAUGUGCUCGUUGCGGGGUGCAAGGUGACCAAGGAGAACGGGGGCACGCGGUUCAUCCCUGGGAGUCAUCUGUGGGCCAAUGACCGACCGACUCCGCCCAAUGUGGCGGACUGCGUGUACGCCUCGCUGGAAAAGGGCGACGCGCUGAUCUUCUUUGCGUCGCUGUACCACGGCGCCGGACAUAACACGACGGCUGACGAGUAUCGCACCGUCUUCUCGACCUAUGUCACCCGGGGCUAUCUUCGGCAGGAGGAGAACCAGUUCCUGGCUGUUCCCUUGGAGCGCGUGCGUGAGUAUGACCGUGAGACGCAGAAGUUUAUUGGGUAUGCCCUUAGCGACCCGGUGUGCGGCCAUGUCGAGGAGCAGGAUCCUAUCUAUGUUGUGUACCCUGAGGAGUUGGAGACGGGCAAGUCUAUUCACUUUUAG
Aspergillus mulundensis is the source of this 906-nucleotide messenger RNA. RefSeq names its product phytanoyl-CoA dioxygenase family protein. The coding region runs from base 1 to 906 and encodes 301 amino acids. NCBI's taxonomy places the organism in Eukaryota, Fungi, Ascomycota, Eurotiomycetes, Eurotiales, Aspergillaceae. The record is from RefSeq and is a predicted model, not a curated record. The transcript has 3 exons.